AUGCCGUCGCUGCGGUCCGCCUUGCUAUGGGCCGUACUGGGUGCGCUCGCUGCCGCGGCGCCUGCGGAGUAUACGCACAGGGUGAAGGAGACGGUGCACCCGCCCCGGGGUUGGAACGCCCUGCGCCCUGCGCCGCCCGCGCACACGAUGGAGCUUCGCAUCGGCCUGCCACAGCCCAAGUUCGCUGAGCUGGAGGAGCAUCUGUACGCUGUGAGUGAUCCGUCGAGUGAGAGGUACGGAGAGCACUUGUCGAAGGAAGACGUGGAGGCGCUCGUCGCGCCUCGUCCGGAGAGCGUGCAGUUGGUCGAGGAGUGGCUUGCGUCGCAUGGUCUCUUGAGUGACGCGUUGUCGCGGUCCCCCGCUGGCGACUGGGUCACUGUCAGGGUGCCUGUCUCGUUGGCGGAGACAAUGUUGGACACUACCUACCAUGUGUGGGCGCACACCGCCAGCGGCGAUUCGCUCGUCCGCACGACGUCGUACAGCCUUCCGGAGUACCUGCACGACCACAUCGAGGUCGUCCAGCCCACCACCAUGUUCUCCCGCUUCACUCCGAUGCGGACCACUUACCGCUCCUUCCGCGCAAACACCGCUAUUCCUCAGUCAGACGGCGCUAGGAUCGCCGUGCCCAGCGCUUCCGGGGGGCAAGUCGCCGCAAGUUGCAACGGGACCAUCACCCCGGAGUGCUUGCUGGAGCUGUACAACGCGACAGGGUACACGCCGCAGGUGCCCGGGGAGAACAAAAUCGCUGUGACGGGCUACUUGGAGCAGUACGCGAACUACGCAGAUUACUAUCAGUUUUUGGGAGAGGAGGUGUCAUAUGCUGCUAACAGCACGUUCUCGGUGGUCUAUAUCAAUGGUGGACUUAACAACCAGACACCGGCUGAUGCUGGGAUUGAAGCGAACUUGGAUACACAAUAUGCGUUCAGCCUUACGUACCCGACGCCGGGAACGUUCUACACGACUGGCGGGAGCCCGCCUUUCAUCCCUGAUGAUCUCGAGCCUACGGACUCAAAUGAGCCAUACAUGCAGUGGCUCGAAUACGUGCUCUCUGCAGAGGACCUGCCACAGUCGAUCUCCACCAGCUACGAAGACGACGAGCAGACCGUCCCGUACAGCUAUGCGACGCGCGUCUGCGCAGAGUUCGCGCAGCUUGGUGCCCGAGGGAUCUCGAUUAUGUUCGGCUCCGGAGACGCGGGUGUGGGCGACGGUGACCCGGACCCGGCUACCCAGGAGUGCUACAGCAACGAUGGUCGCAACGUGACGAUGUUCAUACCCGGAUUCCCAGCUAGCUGCCCUUACGUCACGGCUGUGGGAGCGACUUCGGGGGUGCCAGAGAUUGCGGCGUGGUUCUCUGGCGGUGGGUUCAGCAACUACUUCGCUCGACCAUCCUACCAGGACACUGCGGUGACGAAGUACCUCGGCGAGCUGGCUCCAGGGACGUAUGCGGUUCCACUGACGAUCCAACAGGCCUACCCUGACGUCUCUGCUGAGGGCGUCGAUUUCACUAUUGUAUGGGACGCGGAAACUGGCCUCGUCGACGGGACCUCCUGCUCCACGCCCACGUUCACAGCAUUCGUGUCCCUACUCAAUGACGCGCGCAUCGCCAGCGGGAAGUUCCCACUUGGCUUCCUCAAUCCAUUGAUUUAUUCGCUCAACGCGCAGACGACAACGGGGUUCAACGAUAUCACUGUCGGUAACAACCCGGGGUGUGGUACAGAGGGCUUUAACGCAACCAUAGGAUGGGAUCCUGUCACUGGGUGGGGCACGCCCAACUUUGGCGUUCUGAAAGAACUUGUCCUGGGUGCGUGACGUUUGGAUUCUCGAACGCGCUGUGGUAAAGAGUAGAAAAUAUGGUGUAAUAAGUGCUCGCUAGCGCUGCUGAUACUUAGUAUUACUACAGCGGUCCCGGAUCCGGACACCAUGCCAGUACCUCAAUGUUUCGAUAGUGGAAGAGACUCUCGCCUCCCUGACCAAAGACUUGCGCGAGUAAGAUAGCGCCGCCCUUCUUGGCGGCAUUUCGAGUUAGGGAACAUGGCUGAAAUAUAAAGCUUCAGGUCUCAUUUUCUUGCACCGUGCAUUUAGGAAGGUUCAUGAUCAGCACAAGCACUGCGGAAUAUCAGACUCGCCGAGUCGCAUCCUAGUCAUUCACCCUCGAUAGCAAGUAUUACGAAGCGCAGACGAUACCAGUA
Molecule: messenger RNA, 2189 nt
Organism: Fomitopsis serialis
Lineage: Eukaryota; Fungi; Basidiomycota; Agaricomycetes; Polyporales; Fomitopsidaceae
Product: tripeptidyl peptidase A
Exons: 12
Coding region: 1-1809 (602 amino acids)
Biological process (GO): proteolysis
Molecular function (GO): tripeptidyl-peptidase activity; serine-type endopeptidase activity
Source: RefSeq, a predicted model, not a curated record